Sander lucioperca (pikeperch) is the source of this 4126-nucleotide messenger RNA. RefSeq lists its product as uncharacterized. The coding region runs from base 201 to 1493 and encodes 430 amino acids. The record is from RefSeq and is a predicted model, not a curated record. Gene Ontology annotation, cellular component: nucleus. The transcript is spliced from 18 exons. Gene Ontology annotation, molecular function: protein binding; single-stranded DNA binding. Lineage: Eukaryota; Metazoa; Chordata; Actinopteri; Perciformes; Percidae. Gene Ontology annotation, biological process: positive regulation of transcription by RNA polymerase II.
UUACCCCCCGGCUGAAACCCUGCCUGAUUUGUGGGCAAUGUUGGGGAUGUAGAAAAAAAGGAAACCGGAGCAAAGAGAGCGCAAGGGAGAGAUAGGGAGACAACACUAACUGGGUAGCUAUGGAGAUAGUAGGUUUUCCUGGUAGCUUUCUUUGACAGGUGUCGAGUGGGAUAAAAUAAAGUAUCAGAACAUCCUCCAAGAUGUACGGCAAGGGUAAAGGAGCUGUGGUCCCCUCCGAUAGCCAAGCAAGAGAAAAAUUAGCAUUAUAUGUGUACGAAUACCUGCUACAUGUGGGAGCACAGAAGUCCGCACAGACCUUCCUGUCUGAGAUUCGAUGGGAGAAGAAUAUUACAUUAGGGGAGCCUCCCGGAUUCCUCCAUUCGUGGUGGUGUGUAUUCUGGGAUUUGUAUUGUGCGGCUCCAGACCGGAGGGAGACAUGCGAGCACUCCAGUGAGGCAAAGGCCUUCCAUGACUAUAGCGCAGCGGCAGCGCCCAGCCCCGUGAUGGGCAACAUGCCCCCGAAUGACGCCAUGCCAGGUGGUCCCAUGCCCCCAGGCUUCUUCCAGGGACCACCCGGCUCUCAGCAGUCCCCCCACGCACAGCCCCCCCCACACAACCCCAGCAACCCCAUGAUGGGACCCCAUGGCCAGCCCUUCAUGUCACCACGGUAUCCAGGUGGGCCGCGUCCUGCACUCCGAAUGCCAAAUCAGCCUCCGGGGGGAAUCCCUGGAUCUCAGCCUCUCCUGCCAAACAGUUUGGACCCGACAAGACCGCAAGGACAUCCUAACAUGGGUGGACCUAUGAGAAUGAACCCUCCUCGAGGAAUAGCCAUGGGCCCACAGAAUUAUGGAGGUAUGAGGCCUCCUCCCAACUCCAUGGGCGGUCCCAUGCCAGGAAUGAACAUGGGUCCCGGAGGAAGAGGGCCUUGGCCAGGACCUAAUGCCAACUCUAUAGCCUACUCCUCCUCAUCUCCAGGAAACUAUGUGGGUCCUCCAGGCGGAGGAGGUCCACCUGGAACUCCCAUCAUGCCCAGCCCAGGUGAUUCGACUAACUCCAGUGAAAACAUCUAUACAAUGAUGAAUCCUAUCGGACCGGGAGGCAACAGACCCAAUUUCCCUAUGGGACCUGGGCCUGACGGGCCAAUGGGAGCUAUGGGAGCCAUGGAGCCGCACCACAUGAACGGAUCACUAGGGUCUGGGGAUAUGGACGGGUUGCCAAAGAGCUCCCCUAAUAACAUGGGGGGCAUGAACAACCCUCCUGGAACGCCGAGAGAUGACGGCGAAAUGGGCGGGAACUUCUUGAACCCAUUCCAAAGCGAAAGUCCUUCUGGGACAGCCCUUGAGCAUGCUGGAACUCUAAUUAAGACGGGCCCUCCUGGAGCAUGCAAGAUGGCCGCCGGUCUGAAUAGGAAGCAGUCACAGAGCAACAGGAAGAGCCUCCUCUCUGACUCCGGCCCCCGCCUCCCUGGCUUCCUGUCAGGUUCUAGACAAUGAGCGAGGGAAGGAGGACAAACGGAGAGAAAGAGGAAGAGAGGAGACUGGAUAACACACCCUCCCGUGAGGACACAGUGUCAGGUCUUUAAGCAGCUGCCUGGAAGCUUCUCAACCGCGACUUUGGACAUUUAGUUUAGUUGGUGUUCCUCCACGAUUCAGUUGAGGGUUAGAUCGUUGCUCUCUGUGUGUACAUUUUUAACAGAGGUGGUGUGAUGAUCAGUGAACCCCCCCCACCCCCCACCCGCCCCCAUUUCUUUGUGUAUGUAUUGUAUCAUUGCUAUUUUUAUUAUUGUAAUAUUGUUAUUAAUGAUAUUGGUAUGCUCAUUUUAAGAUUAGGUUCUAAUUUCUGUUGUUUCUAAGGGCACAUUAUUAUGAUGAAGACAGCACAUGUGCACACAAAUCAGACAUUAUUUGCUGUGUAGCAUGUGGCUAAAUGUGAGCACACUGCCCCUGCAGGUAAGAUGUUAUCCAUCACGGUACUGAUUGGCCCUUUUUUUUCUUCUUUUUUUUUUUUUUUUUUUUUUUUGAGUUUCAGCAGCCAUCUAAAUUUUGUAACUGCUUGUUCAAUAAUCCAAACCAGAAGAAGAAGCAGCUCCUGUUUUAGUAGCUUCCAUGCAGUGAAAUGCACAGCUCUAUUUAUUUAUGUACUUUAAAUUUGUCUUAUGAAUCAUUGUUACUUUUUAUUUUUAUUUUUUUAUUUUUUUUUUGUGUGUGUUAUCCCUGGUUUUUUGUUCAUUGCAGAACUAGUAGCAACUGUGUAAAUAUGCACAUCCAGUCAUCAGCGUCUCCUCAUCUCCGUCUGACAUCAUUAGACCCCUCCUCUUUCCGAGCCCUGAAGGUGCCGACGUCCCCCACUCAGGCUGCUUCCACUAACGCUGCCCACUUAGGUCACUGUUCACUCCAACAUGUGCGUAGGCUGUGGUAUCGUCUCUGCUGAACUGCGGUGAACACUUAGAUUGUUUUUGUUUGCAGAUGAGUCCUCAACACACUGUGAUGUAUGUCUGUGCUUCAUGGAAUUUUUGCUUUUCCCACACCAGUCAGUUUAGCUUGCAGACAUGUUGUCACACAUGCAGUGCUCCCUCUGAAAGGACUUCUGGCUCUCUGCUCAUUGGAUCCUUGGCAUUUUUUAUGUCGGAGCAAAGCCGAAAGAGGAAAGGCGUUGCUCUGUUUGACUGUAACGGGUGGCCUCCCCUCCCUUUGCUCAUCUUGAAGAAAAAGACCUCCGUCCUUUUCCAGCGGGCCAGCAUCGACACACAGCCACACACACCACCCUUCUCUGAUUGUUUUUUUUUUUUUUUUUGUACAACUCUCUCCAUCUUUUGAUUUCAAUUUUUUUGUAAAUACUGUAAAAUGCAUUUUGAUAUCAUUGACAUGUUUUGAUAUUUUCAAAUCACAACAACAGUUGAUCAGAAACAUGCUGAUUCGGGGCAACUGUGUGUUUGUUCAGAGAUGGUGUUUCUUUGAUGAUGAGAAACAGAAACUGGAGCUGCUAUAGACUAUUAUGCUAUUUCACCUCAUCACAGACAGACGUGGCGCUUUACUGAGCAUCAGAGCUGUAGCGUCAAGGGGUCUAAGAGGACAAUUUUGUAGUGAGUGUGUUUGAACGCCUAUUAGCUAACUCACUGUCACACGCAUUUCCUUAACAAAUCCUUAAAUUAAACAUGAUUCUUGUCCAGAAGCCUCCUAUGUUCUUGGAAAAUUUGAAGCAAGGUGGUCAAAAAGCCACAAAACGGGCAAAUUUUUUCACUGUGUUUCACAAGGAAGUUGCAAGAACAGAGCAAAAGAGGCCAGUUUUUCAUAAUAAAACUUGUCCCUUCCGCGUCUUCCUCCGAUACACUGCAUUAAACUACCCUCUUGAUAGAACUGAAGCCGAAAGAAGGCCACACAGGACACUGGCUCUCAAUCUGACACACCAGGGACCAGAGUACAGACUUUACUAUGAAGGAUUUUUUUUAUCUAUUUAAAAUGGGGCGGGGAGAAAUGUUUUGGGAAAGUAAAGAGAGAGAAAAAAAAAAUAACGGACAGAUUUGUUCCUAUUGCUAUGAAGAGGUAGAGUGAGUGCGGGAACAGGCGUUUCCUCCCCUGUACUUUGAAAAACGGUUGUAUAAAAUGCAGUCAAACUUCUCUCUAUCUUUCUGUCCUGUAAGUAAAGCUGUCACAACGUUGAUCAUUUCUGUAUUUCUAUUGUGCUGAUGUAUAAUACUGUAACAUUCAGGGGUAGGGAGGGUUAAGAGAGGAAUUUUUGAGGGGAGUAAAGAUUUUUCUGUUCAGUUCCUCAUUUUUUCCUCUUGAUGACAAAGCAGUAUUGAAUAUGAGGCAGUCUGUCCUUGGGGAGUUGCUUUGUAUCUCAUGUUAGGGUAGUUUCAGAUCCUAAAUGUCUCGUGUAGUAAAAUGAGAGGUUCCUUCUUCGUAUGUUUCUUUAUAUUGUAAAGUUUCUUUAGACAAAAAAAUGUUGCUUAUUGGAGAAAAAAAAGGUGGGAAAAAUGCAUUGAUAAUAAAUGUAAUUUUUUUUUUUUUUUUUUUUUGGUUUUGUUUUAAUUUUCAUCAAGUUGUCAGUCGUUUUUGCCUGUGUCCCCCUUGUUGUAGAUACAUAUUAAAAACAAAUAAAAUGACUUCACUCCUUUUGCCAUGAA